This is a messenger RNA of Schistocerca serialis cubense, 2091 nucleotides long. RefSeq lists its product as uncharacterized. The record is from RefSeq and is a predicted model, not a curated record. NCBI's taxonomy places the organism in Eukaryota, Metazoa, Arthropoda, Insecta, Orthoptera, Acrididae. Bases 32 to 1834 code for a protein of 600 amino acids. Gene Ontology annotation, molecular function: metalloendopeptidase activity; zinc ion binding. Gene Ontology annotation, biological process: proteolysis. The transcript is spliced from 15 exons.
UCCACGGACGCAUCGGAUCGCAGGGAAUAGAAUGAUGAAGCUAUUGCUUAUGCCCUACCUUUUAUCGAUGGUAGCUUCAAGGACUCUGAAUCCUUUACCCAGCUCAACAAUGCCACCUGUUCCUAAUGAAGGUCGCAUGAGCAUAGAGAGCUUAAAUGCCCUGCAAGAGACAGACCAUGAUCCUGAAGUGAAACCAGGACUUUUUCAAGGAGACAUGGCAAUGACCAAUGAGAUGUAUGAAUACUGGCGUGUUGGCCUACGGUGGGAUGUAUUUCCUGAGAAGCUGUGGACAAAUGGAACUGUUCCAUAUUACAUCAGCCCACUUUACGAACCAGAUGAUUACAUCACAAUUUACAAAGCCAUAAAUAUUUUGAAUUUCAUGACCUGUGUCAAAUUUGUGCCUUGGAAUGGCAAACAAAAAGAUUAUCUGCUUAUAUGGCCAAUUAAAUACCCAAAAGGGUGCUGGUCAUUUGUAGGGAAACACGGUGGAGCACAAAUAAUUUCCCUUCAGCCACCAGACAGUAAGGGACCAAACUGUCUUGGCCAAGAAGGUCGCUCUAUUCAUGAGUUAUUACAUGCUCUUGGAUUGUUCCAUGAACAAUCUCGAGCAGAUCGUGAUCAGUUUGUUGAGAUUGUAAAAGAAAAUAUUAUACCGGAAUUUUUAAACAAUUUCAAUAAGCAGAGCCUGGAGAACACAACAUACAGUUUUGAAUAUGACUAUGACAGCAUCAUGCACUAUGGAGCAUAUUUCUUCAGUAAAGAAAAGGGAAAACCAACCAUUGUUGCAAAGAAUCGUGUUGUGAAGUUGGGUCAACGCAGAGCAAUGAGCAAGACUGACUGUCUGAAGAUCAAUGAUUUAUAUGGAUGUCUCACAAAAUCAGCAUAUCAUCGAAGGAAGUACUACACACUUUGUAAUUUCAUGGGAAGGAAUACAAUGAUGAAGCUAUUGCUUAUGCCCUACCUUUUAUCGAUGGUAGCUUCAAGGACUCUGAAUCCUUUACCCAGCUCAACAAUGCCACCUGUUCCUAAUGAAGGUCGCAUGAGCAUAGAGAGCUUAAAUGCCCUGCAAGAGACAGACCAUGAUCCUGAAGUGAAACCAGGACUUUUUCAAGGAGACAUGGCAAUGACCAAUGAGAUGUAUGAAUACUGGCGUGUUGGCCUACGGUGGGAUGUAUUUCCUGAGAAGCUGUGGACAAAUGGAACUGUUCCAUAUUACAUCAGCCCACUUUACGAACCAGAUGAUUACAUCACAAUUUACAAAGCCAUAAAUAUUUUGAAUUUCAUGACCUGUGUCAAAUUUGUGCCUUGGAAUGGCAAACAAAAAGAUUAUCUGCUUAUAUGGCCAAUUAAAUACCCAAAAGGGUGCUGGUCAUUUGUAGGGAAACACGGUGGAGCACAAAUAAUUUCCCUUCAGCCACCAGACAGUAAGGGACCAAACUGUCUUGGCCAAGAAGGUCGCUCUAUUCAUGAGUUAUUACAUGCUCUUGGAUUGUUCCAUGAACAAUCUCGAGCAGAUCGUGAUCAGUUUGUUGAGAUUGUAAAAGAAAAUAUUAUACCGGAAUUUUUAAACAAUUUCAAUAAGCAGAGCCUGGAGAACACAACAUACAGUUUUGAAUAUGACUAUGACAGCAUCAUGCACUAUGGAGCAUAUUUCUUCAGUAAAGAAAAGGGAAAACCAACCAUUGUUGCAAAGAAUCGUGUUGUGAAGUUGGGUCAACGCAGAGCAAUGAGCAAGACUGACUGUCUGAAGAUCAAUGAUUUAUAUGGAUGUCUCACAAAAUCAGCAUAUCAUCGAAGGAAGUACUACACACUUUGUAAUUUCAUGGGAAUAUGAAAAAAAUUGUGUUGUGUUUUUAUACCAUAGCAUGUUCAGAGUUGUUUCAUACUGAAAUGCACUUCACAGUUCCAGAUUUUUUUCGACUUGUUUUUGUGUGUGUGUGUGUGUGUGUGUGUGUGUGUGUGUGUGUGUGUGUGAGCGUGCACACGCCUACUGUAGCUGUCUUUUUGAAAAGUAAGAUGUGCCAAAUAAUUUAAUUAAAAUACCAGUAAGUGCCAACUGUAUUGUAUCACGAUACAUGCAAUGAAAUAAAA